CUGUGUCAGGUGACCGGAGUCCGCGUAGGAGGGAAUUGUAGGUUUUAUCCGACAGCCUGAAGGGAACGACUGGCCGGGCGGACGACGGAUGGAUACGCUGGGGUGUCCUCAGAGGCAUUAAUUGAAUAGAGGAUUUUCCUGGGGAGAAUCUUCAACUCCGUUUCUGACAGCCAAAGAUGGCAAGCAAGGGGCCCUCGGCCUCUGCAUCCCCUGAGAACUCCAGUGCAGGGGGGCCCAGUGGUAGCAGCAAUGGUGCUGGUGAGAGUGGAGGGCAGGACAGCACCUUCGAGUGCAACAUCUGCCUGGACACAGCCAAGGACGCCGUCAUCAGCCUGUGUGGCCACCUCUUCUGUUGGCCAUGUUUACAUCAGUGGUUGGAGACCAGACCUAACAGACAGGUGUGUCCAGUUUGCAAAGCUGGCAUCAGCCGAGAUAAGGUCAUCCCCCUCUAUGGCAGGGGCAGCACUGGGCAGCAGGACCCCAGAGAGAAGACCCCUCCCCGUCCUCAAGGACAGAGGCCAGAGCCAGAGAACAGAGGGGGAUUUCAAGGAUUUGGAUUUGGAGAUGGUGGCUUCCAGAUGUCUUUUGGAAUUGGGGCAUUUCCCUUUGGGAUAUUUGCCACAGCAUUUAAUAUAAAUGAUGGGCGGCCUCCUCCAGGUGAAGAUGCCUGGAGGUGUCGGGGCUGUGGGGACCACGUUGCUCCAAGCCAGAGGUGGUACAGGACUGUCAACGAAGCCUGGCACAGCUCUUGCUUCCGGUGCUCAGAAUGCCAGGAUUCCCUCACCAACUGGUACUAUGAGAAGGAUGGGAAGCUUUAUUGCCACAAGGACUACUGGGGGAAGUUUGGGGAGUUCUGCCAUGGGUGUUCUCUGCUGAUGACAGGGCCUGUCAUGGUGGCCGGGGAGUUCAAGUACCACCCAGAGUGCUUUGCCUGUAUGAGCUGCAAGGUGAUCAUCGAGGAUGGGGAUGCAUAUGCUCUGGUGCAGCAUGCCACCCUUUACUGUGGGAAGUGCCACAAUGAGGUGGUGCUGGCACCCAUGUUUGAGAGACUCUCCACGGAGUCUGUUCAGGACCAGCUGCCCUACUCUGUCACACACAUCUCCAUGCCAGCCACCACGGAGGGCAGACGGGGCUUCUCUGUGUCUGUGGAAAGUGCCUGCUCCAACUAUGCCACCACUGUGCAAGUAAAAGAGGUCAACCGGAUGCACAUCAGUCCCAACAACCGCAAUGCCAUCCACCCCGGGGACCGCAUCCUGGAGAUCAAUGGGACCCCUGUCCGCACACUCCGAGUGGAAGAGGUAGAGGAUGCGAUUAGCAAGACAAGCCAGACGCUUCAGCUCUUGAUUGAACAUGACCCCGUCUCCCAGCGCCUGGACCAGCUGCGGCUGGAUGCACGGCUCUCUCCCCGCAUGCAGAAUGCUGGACACUCCCCGACUCUCAGCACCUUGGACACCAAGGAGAAUUUGGAAGGAACACUAAGGAGACGCUCUCUGAGGCGCAGUAACAGCAUCUCCAAGUCCCCUGGCCCCAGCUCCCCAAAGGAGCCCCUGCUCUUUAGCCGUGACAUCAGCCGCUCAGAAUCCCUCCGCUGUUCCAGCAGCUACUCACAGCAGAUCUUCCGGCCAUGUGACCUGAUCCAUGGGGAGAUCCUGGGGAAGGGCUUCUUUGGACAGGCCAUCAAGGUAACACACAAAGCCACGGGCAAAGUGAUGGUCAUGAAGGAGUUAAUUCGGUGUGAUGAGGAAACACAGAAGACUUUUCUGACUGAGGUGAAGGUGAUGCGCAGCCUGGACCACCCCAAUGUGCUCAAGUUCAUUGGUGUGCUGUACAAGGACAAGAAGCUGAACCUGCUGACAGAGUACAUUGAAGGGGGCACGCUGAAGGACUUUCUGCGCAGUGUGGACCCAUUCCCCUGGCAGCAGAAGGUCAGAUUUGCCAAAGGCAUUGCAUCUGGAAUGGCCUAUUUACACUCCAUGUGCAUCAUCCACCGGGAUCUGAACUCACACAACUGCCUUAUCAAGCUGGACAAGACCGUGGUGGUGGCAGACUUUGGGCUGUCACGGCUCAUAGUUGAAGAGAGGAAAAAGCCCCCAGUGGAGAAGGCCACCACCAAGAAACGCACCUUGCGUAAGAAUGACCGUAAGAAGCGCUAUACCGUGGUAGGAAACCCCUACUGGAUGGCCCCUGAGAUGCUGAAUGGAAAGAGCUACGAUGAGACGGUGGAUGUCUUCUCUUUUGGGAUCGUUCUCUGCGAGAUCAUCGGGCAGGUGUAUGCAGAUCCUGAUUGCCUGCCCCGAACACUGGACUUUGGUCUCAACGUGAAGCUUUUCUGGGAGAAGUUUGUCCCCACAGACUGCCCCCCAGCCUUCUUCCCCCUGGCCGCCAUCUGCUGCAAACUGGAGCCCGAGAGCAGACCGGCAUUCUCAAAACUGGAGGACUCCUUUGAGGCUCUCUCCCUGUAUCUGGGGGAGCUGGGCAUCCCACUGCCUGCAGAGCUGGAAGAGCUGGACCACACUGUGAGCAUGCAGUAUGGCCUGACCCGGGACUCACCUCCCUAGCCUUGGCCCAGCCCCCUGCAGGGGGGCGUUCUGCAGCCACCAUUGCCCCCUCUGCGCCCCAUCUCUGCUGUGGGCAGGGCCGUCCGGGCUUCCUGUGGAUUGGCGGCUUAUUCAGAAGCAGAACAAGCCAUCCCUACUACCUCCCCAGGAGGCCAGCGGGUGCAGCACCAGGAAACACAUCACAGGUUUGGGGUUCUGGUUACUGUCUGUAAAUCCAACACUCACCUGAAAGCUGUGAAGAAAGAAAAAAAAAAAAAAAGAAAAGAAAAAGAAAAGCCUGGCCCAUGGGCUGGGGGAAUCUGUUACUGAUGACCACUCGGGAGCUCCCUGGCAGUGUGAUUCUGGGAGGCUGUUGCUUACACUAAUCAGUGUGACCUGGACCUGCUGGGCAGGAUUCCAGGGUGAACCUGCCUGUGGGCUCUGAAGUCUCUGGUCGCACUGGAUACAGGAGGACUUUAAGGGGGAGUGUGGAUGAGAGAGAGACUGGUGGCCAGGUGGCUAUCCAAGGAUGUGAAAUGACAGUGGUGCUACCCCCCUUCCACCCCAUGCCCCGCCCCCCUGUGGGGCAAGGGUCGAGGGAGUAGGUCUUGAAGAGUUCCUUAGUUUGUGGUGGAACUGGCCAGGAGUCAGGGAAGGGCUAGUUUCUACUCAUCUCCCAGGCCUAGGGGCCACAUCAGUGUGAGGGGGAGCUUCCGCCUCAUGUUCACAAACUACGGCUCUUGCUGAGAGCUCCUGAGCUUUUCUGCCUACAACAAGCACUCACCCACAAGUGCAGGAAGAGGCUAGGGGCUAGAAAGGGGCCCUGUCUUCUAGAAAGCCCAUAUCCUGGCUGCUGUCAUUCAUAGCCUGGUGGGCACCUCAGUCAGAAGCCCAGGACAUUUAGCUUAGUGUUAGAUGGGUUCUGGAGGAUUGUGUGGCUUGCCACAGGCUCAGUGUAUGAGCCAAGGGAGUGGGAAUCUCAGCAGUCUCUUGGUCUUGUCCUUGUGGCAACUACUGCUCACUCUUCACUAUGCCUGGUCCAGGCAGCAACCUAGGCAGGAAGAGGUGGUGGCAGAGCUCCAGAGCUGGGAUGCUGGAGGAGACCACUCCCUGAGCUGGCCUUUCUGGCUUCUACCUCCCUUGUUGGUUGGCCCAGCUCACUAGCUCCUGGCUGUAUCUUCCUGACACAGCUGAUGGGUGCUGAAAAGCCCCAGAGGCACCCUCCACCUUGGCUUCCAGAGCUCCAGGGACUCUUCAACACAAAUAGAUUUUCCUCCUGUGAGCUUGCACCAUAUUUAACAAAUUGGAAAUGGGUUUGGGACGUUACUGCAAUGUGUGGUGGUUGUUUUGGGGAUGGGGGAGGUGGUGGUGGGGAGUGAUCCAGGAGAGUGGUUGAUGUUAAAACUAUUUUGUUGCUGUAUCUGUUGGGUGAUAUGUGAAAUACUGUACAUAGACCUGAUAAAUUGUGGGAUUAGAUGUCAUCUCUGGACAGAGUUUACCUGCUAUAUAGACCAUACGUAAUGUGUGGAGUGUGCAAGCUUGCUGUAGGAUUGAGCCCUGGCUCCCAGCAGCCCUAAGUCAGCAUUUUGUGGCUGGUUGUGCCUCAGUUGUCCCCAGCAAGCAUGGGAGUGGUGGGCCCACGAUGGGCCAUUGAACAGACCAAAUAAAUUGAGCAGUUAACAUAACUGAU
Molecule: messenger RNA, 4227 nt
Organism: Lynx canadensis (Canada lynx)
Lineage: Eukaryota; Metazoa; Chordata; Mammalia; Carnivora; Felidae
Product: E3 ubiquitin-protein ligase RNF185
Exons: 21
Coding region: 177-2558 (793 amino acids)
Biological process (GO): protein phosphorylation; ubiquitin-dependent protein catabolic process; actin cytoskeleton organization
Cellular component (GO): endoplasmic reticulum; nucleus; cytoplasm
Molecular function (GO): protein serine/threonine kinase activity; ubiquitin protein ligase activity; ubiquitin-like protein conjugating enzyme binding
Source: RefSeq, a predicted model, not a curated record